Messenger RNA from Camelina sativa (false flax), 1078 nucleotides. NCBI's taxonomy places the organism in Eukaryota, Viridiplantae, Streptophyta, Magnoliopsida, Brassicales, Brassicaceae. The record is from RefSeq and is a predicted model, not a curated record.
UCUUGUUUUGUUGCAGGUGUCGGACCACCCGCCUAUGAAUAUCAGACUUAAAUACAUGUUUGCACCAAUACGUGACUCUCAUGACGUUGAAGGCAGUUACAGUGGUCUUUUGGGACAUCAAUAUGUGUCCCAUCCCCACUGGAGUUGAUGCUCGUUGGGUCGGUCCGUGUAUUAAACAGUUUUUGGAGAAGAGUGGCUACUCUGGUCCUCUCACCAUCACUGCCGUUGGCGCACUAAAAGACGUCCCUAAUGGCAUCCUGAGAGAACUCUUUUCCAGUGGAAUCAGUCUUGAUAACGUUGCCUAUGGUUAAUAUCUUCUCAUCCUCUCCUCUUGCUUUUUUUACUGUUUUCCUUGAUAAAUAGAGAGAUUCCUCAAGGCUUUAGUUUCUGAAACAGGUUCAUCAUCCAUUGCGGAUCUUAUUUUCGAGUUUCAAGUUAUGAAUCCACCUCCAGCUAAUAUAAUGGUCAUAUCCGAUCCUAAUAUCUUCCCUUCUGAGAAUUCUGACUGGCUACAAUCGUCGGGAUACAACCUUAUUCAGCCGUAUCCGUAUGAGUCUCUUCAAAGCUUUCUUCCGACAGGUGUGUGUUUGGCCGGAUCUCACAGUGUUGUUGAAAUAACCAGAAAAUCUGUUGCUGAACUGGUUUACCUUUUUUUCCCACAGAUUCAGGGGAACUUGACUGCAGUGAAAUGGGUGAAGAACCUGCCAGCUGGGUUUGCUCAGUAUGCCGUUCCCCUCCUGGCCAAGUGUUUGAGAAUUUCACCACGCAUCUCUCUAGUCAAGUACAUGAACGGAAGACGUUGGGCUGUAGGCCUAGGGACUAGGAAGAUUAACAGAUGCUGGACUGUUUGACUAGGAAUGCUCCCUACCAUGGUGAAGAAUCAACCGAAGGCAAGUUUCAAUAGCUGUGAUAACGUUGGGAUUUUAAAUCUUUAGUUCAGAAUUUUGGGGCUCGAAGGAGCCAAGUUCAAUUGUAACGUUCAACAUACCCCUAGCACACUAAGAUAUAAAGCAAUUUAUAAAACAGUACCACUUUUAAAUUAUUCUUGCAAGAUCUCAAGUCUCAACCCACAAAUAAA